AUGUCGAAUGAAAUGGAAGUCGACCCGCCUGUCGCCCAGGACGAUGGUCCUGCGGAGUCUGGCCGCGUCGAGCCUCGAACCCAGUCCGGCGCCGUCGCCGUGCGCAGUAUUGAGGGGUGGAUUGUGAUUGUGUCGAACAUCCACGAGGAAGCUUCAGAGGAGGACAUCACCGAUCUCUUCGCCGAGUACGGCGAGAUCAAGAACUUCAGCUUGAACCUGGACCGCCGGACAGGUUAUGUCAAGGGAUACGCAUUGAUUGAAUACUCGACCCUUCCUGAGGCCUCCGAGGCCAUCAAGAACCUGGAUGGCACGAAGCUCCUUGAGCAGACGCUCCAUGUCGACUACGCUUUCGUCCGCCCUCCCCCAUCUGGCAAGGGCAAGGGUGAGGGCAAGGGUGGAGGCCAGAAGGGUGGUCGGGGCGGCGCUCCUCGGAAUCGCAGCCGUAGCCCCGGUCGCAGUCGCAGCCCCGGAGGCGAUCGAGACUAA
Penicillium canariense is the source of this 486-nucleotide messenger RNA. RefSeq names its product RBM8 family RNA-binding protein. Lineage: Eukaryota; Fungi; Ascomycota; Eurotiomycetes; Eurotiales; Aspergillaceae. Gene Ontology annotation, biological process: RNA splicing. Gene Ontology annotation, molecular function: mRNA binding. Bases 1 to 486 code for a protein of 161 amino acids. The record is from RefSeq and is a predicted model, not a curated record. Gene Ontology annotation, cellular component: exon-exon junction complex; cytoplasm; nucleus. The transcript has 2 exons.